AUGUAUUCCAUUAUGCAACAAUUCUCAUUAACCAAUCAUGUCGGGCGGAAUCGGUCCAUCGGCGACAUAACACUCCCGAGCGAAGACCACAACCACCCCGAAACCGCCAACGCCGCUCUCAACCCCGCGGGAAAACCCUCCGGCCUCUUCACCUUCCGCCAGCUCAACGCCCUGGCAAUCGGCGUCGUCCUCUCCGCCAGCGGCAUGCCCUUUGUCUUCGGAGAGAGCAACAAGCUCCUCAGCCUCUACGUGGCCGCGGGGGCCGCGAUCGGCCUCUUCCUCCCUAUCGCCUACAUAUUCGAGGGCGUAUUCGAAGGGGAUAAGGAGGGGAUCAAGGCCGCCGCGCCGCACGUGUUCCUCCUGGCGAGCCAAGUCUUUGUGGAGGGGUUGUCGUUCUCCGGCGGAUUCUCGCUGCCGAUCCGCGUGUUUGUGCCGGUUUUCUACAAUUCGCGGCGGAUCUUCACGAUCGUGGACUGGAUUAGAGGCGAGAUCUGGAAGGCGGACGGGAGGUAUGAGGGGAGUGCGAGGAGGCUGUAUGUGGGGAGAGCUCUGGCGGUCGCCAACAUGGCGUUUUGGUGCUUCAAUUUGUUUGGGUUUUUGCUGCCUGUUUAUCUGCCCAAGGCCUUCAGGAUUUACUACCAAUCAUCUCACAUCAAACCUAAUUAA
Salvia splendens (bonfire salvia) is the source of this 666-nucleotide messenger RNA. RefSeq lists its product as uncharacterized. The transcript is spliced from 3 exons. The record is from RefSeq and is a predicted model, not a curated record. Bases 1 to 666 code for a protein of 221 amino acids. NCBI's taxonomy places the organism in Eukaryota, Viridiplantae, Streptophyta, Magnoliopsida, Lamiales, Lamiaceae.